GCGGAGGGGAAGCUCGGCCUCCCCAAGAGCGGUAAAAGAAAGUGUGGAUUGGCGCCGGGCGCCCAUCAGCUGGCAGGCGAUACGCGUGGGUAGCGGGGCUUCACAUGGUAAUCAAUGCGGAGCGCGGCUGUGCUGGCGGCGGCCUGCUUCUGCAUCCUCGCCGUUACCGUACAUUUCGGGCUCCGGCUCCGGCUCGGCUGCCGGCGCGGCCGCCUCGCGCCGCUCCCAGGGUGGACAACAGACCCGUAUGAUCUUGUGAUUGGGAUAUUAUCAGCUCGUCACCAUCAUGACCUACGGAGUGCCCUACGGAAGACCUGGCUGGGGCAUGUUCCACAACUCAACCAGCGAGUACUUGCAAAGUUUAUAAUCGGUUCUUACGGCUGUGACAUCCCUGACGAGGAUCGAGAGGACCCCUAUUCCUGUCAGCUGCUGAACUUUACUGACCCAGUCAUAGGACAGGAAAUUGAAGCGGUCACCCUAUCUGGAAGUCCUGACUUGAUGUUGCUUGGCAGCAAAGUUUCAAAGAUUGAUUUCCGAGUUCUCCAUCCUAUUGUCAUUACGAGGUUGGGUGUGUUCCACGAUGAGAGGGAAGCAGCUUUUAACCAGAACCUCACAGUCCGACUCUACCAGACCACGCUGGAGGAGGUGAUUGUUAGUGCUCGCUUCAGUCCACUCAGCUCUGGGCUCCAAGUCAACCAGAUGUGGUAUAAACCUGUGGAGAGGUUCCUCUUGCCAAAGGGCUUUGAAGGCACAAUUGCUUGGGAGACCCAGGACUCAGACUAUCUCAUCACCAUGAACCUCUCUGAUGUUCUGCUUAACAAUGGAGGAGGUGUCCUCAGGUUCUUUGCAGCCCAGCUGCAGGCUGAGCAGGAAGUGAUCCAGGAUGGGUUUGGCCAGGACGUGGCAGCAGUGGCGGGAGGCUUCACCUACACCAUCCACGAUGGUGCCGCACUGCUGGAAAGCCUUGCCACAAGGCCCAAGCGCUUUGAAUGCCACAAAAACAAACUCAGGGAAGAGAAUGCUGCCUUACAGGAAGAAAGCCAAACCUAUCAGGAUAUUGUCUUUGUGGAUGUGAUAGACACCUACAGAAAUGUGCCACAUAAGCUACUGCACUUUUAUCAAUGGUCUGUGGAAUCGACGAACUUCCGGUUGCUUCUAAAAACUGACGACGACUGUUAUGUGGAUAUCGAGGCUGUGCUGGAGAGAGCAGGAGACCGGCUGGAAGCAACGAACGUGUGGUGGGGAAAGUUAGUUUUCAGGCAGAAUUGGGCAGUGGACGGCAGUGGGAAAUGGAUGGAGCUGGAAUAUCCGAGCCUGGUGUAUCCUGACUUUGCGUGUGGCUCUGGUUACGUUGCCUCUCACAACCUGAUCCAGUGGCUGGCAGAUAAUGCAAGGGCACUCAAAGUCUACCAGGGUGAAGAUGUCAGCAUGGGCAUCUGGAUGGCUGCUGUUGGACCCCAACGACAUCAGGACCCCCUGUGGCUGUGUGAGAAGAAGUGUCUGUCAGGUGCACUCUCGUCUCCCCAGUACUCUGCAGAAGAGCUGAUGGACCUGUGGAACAAUAAGGAACAGUGUGGAAACCCCUGUCACUGUCAAAAGUGAAGACCACUAGUGGGUUCUGAACGAGACAGGAUAAACAUCGAAGACUUUGAAUGCUGUUGGUCCAGAAUGCAAAUUCUUCUCUUUGCUGCAGUUUGCUCACUCUGACCGAUCUAUUAUCAAAGAAUGAUGCAUCAGAGUUGUGAACUAGGUAGGUGUGGGUAGGAAAGGAUUGGAGGCGUGUGCUGCCAGCUCCAUUUGGUCCCAUGGCCUUUACUGAGCACCUGCUACCAAUCUUCAGAAUGGUUGGGAGCUGAUGGUAUUCUAUGUGCCACAUGCUACACACAUUGUUCUGGGUAACAGUGGAAGAUGGUCUUGAUCAUUAAGCCAACAAUAGAAACUUUCCUAUUUUUGUAUUUCCGAAAAAAUAAAGUACUCUAAAUCCUU
Leucoraja erinaceus (little skate) is the source of this 1986-nucleotide messenger RNA. RefSeq names its product beta-1,3-N-acetylgalactosaminyltransferase 2 (gene b3galnt2). The transcript is spliced from 12 exons. Lineage: Eukaryota; Metazoa; Chordata; Chondrichthyes; Rajiformes; Rajidae. The record is from RefSeq and is a predicted model, not a curated record. Gene Ontology annotation, cellular component: membrane. The coding region runs from base 115 to 1602 and encodes 495 amino acids. Gene Ontology annotation, molecular function: hexosyltransferase activity.